AUGCUCUCGCCUAGCUCCUUGCAACAACUGACUGGGCAACUUGAGGUCAAGUUCAAAGGAGGUGCCUUUUCUACAUGGUCCGACAGCUUUGUACGAAUUCAAGGUCGAUGGCUAUGCGUUUAUAAGCACGAACGCGAUUCCGUACGUCAGGGUGCCAUCGAACUUGGAAUGGGUGUCACUGUCACGGAUAUGGCAAAUUCAGAAGCAUAUGCUAAAUUCCAAAGACAUUUUCACCUUACUUGCAAUGGUGGGUUACUCCCCAGGAUGGAGGUUAAAUUUCGCGCUAAGACACGAGAAGACAGAGACUUGUGGGUACAAGCAAUUGCUACGAACCUGCAAUGCCUAACAAGUUCUAAAGGGAUGGAUCCUUUCUACGGAGUCGAAGAAAUGACCAUUUUUUCUGACAAUAUACUUGAAGACAUAAUGCUACACCCUAUUCGCAUUCGUUCUGACAUGACAAUCAAGUGUGCGACAGGUGAAACGAUCGUGUCGGCUCUGUUGAAGCACAACUUAGUAUCAGAUCGAGUUACAGGCACAAUAUUCUGUCGUCAAUUACUGUCAAUGAAUUUGCUACACCAUGUCAUGUGGGAUCGUGACUUCACUGAUUCGCCCGAACCUUUCGUGAUUGCUGCGUAUGAUGUUGAGAAUGACCGUCGAUCUGAGAAAGAAAGUGACUACCACGUCACGCACUUUUCAAAAUACAUGGACUCUCGCAAGUUUUGGAGAUACAUUGCAGAAUCUGAUGUGAAGAACAAGAUCACCAGCUCCGGUGGUAUUCGACGUGCUGUUCUCAGUUCUUCAUCCGUCAGCCGAUCUGCGAGCUCGUCAAGUACAGGGUGCACUCCUAGUAUUUCGGUUGGAUCAGAACAGGAAACUUGGCGCAUUCUGACGAAUCGCUCAUCCACUGGUAGUACUCAGCCUUCAUACGCUGGACCGGAGAAAAAGGCUAGGAAAUGUGCAGUAUGCGCGAAGUCUUUUAAUCCACUGCGUCGACGUUAUUUCUGUCAUCAUUGUUGUAAUGUUGUUUGCAGUAAUUGCAGUGUCAUCCCCGUCAAAGACAGUGGAGAAUCAGCUGGAAAAGCGGUGCCGUCAUGGCAAAUCUGCAUUAGUUGCAAGCUUAUAUCAAAUGCUACGUUUAUGGGUGAGCCUGAUGAUUUGAUGGAUGGAAAAAUCCAGCUACAGACCUCGCAAAGUGCCAGUGACGUGCUGACAUCGACGUCAUCGACAAGCGAGUUUAGUAGAUCCAAUGUUGCUGAAUUUUCAAGCCAAGGAACGUCUGUAUGUCAUCACUGUCAAAAUGAAAAGUGCAGUCCUAUUACUGAUUUUCUACAGAUUAAAUAUCCGGUGAACUUUCCAAUUGACGUCGGAUUUGUGACGGCCGAGCAAUUCACAAAUGAAGCUGUGCGACUCGAGUCUGUCAAAGCUCUGCUAGUCACAAUGGCAUCCACUCCGAGUGUGACGCGCGUACUUCGUCAGUUCUGUAACAUGGCAGCUAUUGCUUCUCAAUGUCCCAUUGCUAUCGUUGGGUUUCUAGAAGAGGAUAAGUACGUUUUAGGAUCCCAAUAUGGCAUUAAUUCUGAAGCCGCUGUGCCUCGAAGUCACGCGAUAGCAGCUCACACUUGUCGUAGUGGUGAGCCGCUCGUUUGUUCAGACAUGGCUCUGGACGUACGCUUCAAGGGAAAUACUUGGCGUCAAGAAAGUCUCAAAUGCGCGCGAUUGUAUGUCGGAAUUCCAUUAAUUCUUUCUGAUGGAUGCGUUGUUGGAGCGCUAGAAGUGUUUGAUCUGCAGCCUCGUUACGAAUGCGGCGAAAUGUUGGGUCGACUUCAGACUGUGGUUCGCGGAUUGCUUAAUUUGCUCGAAAAGAUAAUGACGGCAACUGCAGAAGCCCAUAAAGAAGAAGUGGAGGAACAAUUUAACGAAGCACUAACUGAGUAUCAAACGGAGCAACCGAAUAUUCAGAAUCAGGAAAAGGAACAGUCUACAGCUGUGAAUCCCAUGGAAGCUCAGCUUCUUGAGCUACUUUCACAAACAACCACUACGCAGGAGCAAUUGCGCGCACAACAAGGUCAAAUGGUCAGCGCAAUUUCUAGCCAUUCGAAGCAGAUUGACAACUUGACGAAACAGCUUGAGCGAAUAGAGGCCACUCUUGCAACCAAACUGGACGGUAAACGCGGAGACAAGGAUUAA
This is a messenger RNA of Plasmopara halstedii, 2187 nucleotides long. RefSeq lists its product as hypothetical. The record is from RefSeq and is a predicted model, not a curated record. Bases 1 to 2187 code for a protein of 728 amino acids. The transcript has a single exon. NCBI's taxonomy places the organism in Eukaryota, Oomycota, Peronosporomycetes, Peronosporales, Peronosporaceae. Gene Ontology annotation, molecular function: metal ion binding.